AUGAGUCUCCGCGACUUGGUCGAAGGCGAGGCCAUGCUGGAUGAUGAGGAGAACGAAGACUUUGAGGGCGAUGGAGAUGAUGACAACAGACAUCCAAGGGGCGAUUUUGACGACUCCAGUGAAGAGGACGAAGACGAAGACGACGAUGAAGACGCUGCUCGCGCCGUUCGCGAAGGCUUCAUUGUCGAUGAGGAUGAAGAAAUUGAAGAGCGCUCCAAGCGCCGCCGCGAGAAGAAACGCUCCCGUCCUCGCGAGGAAGAACACCUCGAUGAGGAGGAUUUGGAAUUGAUCGGAGAACAUGUCCCUGGACUUAGCCGGGGAUCUGCAUCAGAGUCUAAAUUCAAGCGUCUAAAGCGAGGCAAAGAUCGUGAUUCUCGACAACAAGCUCAAGGAAUUGACGACAUCUUCAAUUCCGAUGAGGAGGAGGAAGCCGCUCCUCAAUACACCCGGGCUGGUCGCCACGGUGGCCAGGAUGAAUUUGACGACUUUAUCGAAGAAGAUACCUUUUCCGACGAGGAGGGACAACGUGAACGAGAUGAUCUGGAAGUGGCACCCCCCAUUCGGGCAUCCAUGCCUGGUCUCGGAGCAACUGAGGCGGCUGGUCUGGAUGAGAAUGCACUUGAGGAUAUGCGUCUUGCGUUCGGUGACGGCACCGAGUACAGAUUCGCUCUCGAUAUCGAGGAACAAGAAGAUGAAGAGAAGGAGGUCGAGGAGAGGCGCCUGGACCUCAAGGACGUUUUCGAACCAUCCGAGCUAGCGGAGCGAAUGUUGACCGAGGAAGACAACGAGAUUCGUUUUCUCGACGAGCCUGAACGUCAUCAAGUAUCCCGCAAACCAUACAAGCACGUCGUCCUCACCGACGAUCAAUUCCGCGAGGAGGCCAUCUGGAUCUCCAAUCUUAUGCUACUCAAGAAGCGUAUUGAACCGGAUCUACGGGAGCCAUUCCAGCGUUCCGUGGCUAAGAUGCUGGAGUUCCUCAUCACAGAUGAUUGGGAAGUUCCAUUCAUUUUCCAACAUCGCAAGGAUUACAUGAUUCACGCCGUGAAAGAGGUGCCAGAGGGUGCUGAUCCAUCCGACGAGUCGGCGCAAUACAAGAUUCGCGCUGAGAAGCUGUUGAAUAUGACUGAUCUCUGGGACAUCUUCGAUUACGAUCUGAAGUUCCGUGCCCUGAUUGACAAGCGCAACACUAUUAAGAAGGCCUACGACAGCAUUCGAAGCCUCUUCAACGUCGAAGAUGACAAUGUGGAUGACCUCCUGAACGCUGCCGCUACAAUGGAGGAACUUCAGGAUGUGCAGGAUUACAUUCACUUCCAAUAUGCUUCACAACUACGCGAUACAGCUACCGUAAAUGGCGAGGCGAAUGGAGAUCACCAGCGACGGAAGGCGAGCAACAAGUCCUUCUUUGAGCGAGUACGAAAUGGAAAGGCUUACAACUUGGUCCGAGCUUUUGGUAUCACAGCUGAUGCCUUUGCCCAAAAUGUCUCCAAGGAGGGCCGUCGACAGUACACUGAAGACCCCAGCGAGUCCCCCGAAGAGAUGGCAGAUCAAUUUGUUGACACUGGCUUUUCUAACUCAUCACAAGUCCUCAAGGCGGCCAAGUCCAUGUUUGCUGAAGAGCUUGUGUUGAGCCCUAAGAUGCGCAAGGUUAUUCGCCAAGCAUACUACAUGAAUGGUGUUGUCGAUUGCUUCCGCACUGAGAAGGGUCUGCGCCGAAUUGAUGAGCAGCACCCAUACUAUGAGUUCAAGUACCUGCGAAACCAGCAGCUUAGUGACAUUGCCCGUCGCCCGGAGAUGUUCUUGCGAAUGCUCAAGGCUGAGGAGGAAGGUCUGGUUGAUGUUCGAGUUCGCUUCCAGAACUUUGAUCAUUUCCGCAAGCGUCUCUACUCCGACAUUGAAUCAGACAACUACUCCGAGGUCGCAGAUGCAUGGAACCGCCUCCGUCGUGAGGUCUUGGAUCUGGCCCUCGGCAAGUUGGAGCGUGUCAUCAACCGCAGUGUCAAGGAGAAUAUCCGACAGGAGUGCGAGAACCAUGUGGCUAAAGAGUGCCGCGAGGCGUUCUCCCAGCGUCUGGACCAGGCCCCUUACAAGCCCAAGGGAAUGGUCCUUGGUACAGUCCCUCGAGUCAUCACUCUUUCUACUGGAAAUGGCAUUGUUGGCCGGGAUCCUAUCCAUUGGGCUUACAUUGAAGAAGAUGGUCGUGUGCUGGAGAAUGGCAAGUUCCAGGAUUUGUCUGUCGGAGAUUCGGGCCGGGGCGUUGACGAUGGUGCACAUGUUGCGGCAUUCUUGAACUUGAUCGACCGACGCAAACCAGAUGUCAUUGGAGUGUCUGGUAUGACACCCGAAACGCGACGCCUUUACAAGGUCUUGACGGAGUUGAUUGAAUUGAAAGAUCUGCGAACCCAGACAUACCAAGACGAUCAUGAUGAGGAUAUCAGCGACCGCCUGGAGGUCGUGAUUGUCAACGACGAGGUUGCUCGACUCUACCACAACUCUCCCCGUGCCCGUCAGGAUAACCCAGGAUUCGGUCCUCUUACACACUACUGUGUGGCUCUGGGUCGAUACCUGCAGAGUCCUCUGAAGGAAUACGCUUCCUUGGGACGAGAUGUUGUUUCUAUUCAAUUCAAGCCGGGCCAGCAGUUAGUGUCACAGGAGCUCUUGCUAAAACAGCUGGAGACCGCCCUCGUUGAUAUGGUCAAUCUUGUUGGUGUGGAUCUUAAUGAUGCUGUUCACGACACAUUCACAGCCAACCUUCUGCCAUACGUUUGUGGACUGGGUCCUCGUAAGGCCGCUCAUCUCAUCAAGGUUGUCAACUUGAACGGUGGCAAUGUAGACAACCGUGUCGAGCUCUUGGGUGUCAAUUCUCAAUACCCUGCCAUGGGUGUCAAGGUGUGGAACAACUGUGCCAGCUUUGUGUACAUUGACUACGAGAACGCCGAUGCGGAUGCCGACCCUCUGGACAAUACCCGUGUGCACCCUGAAGAUUACGAUAUUGCUCGUAAGAUGGCGGCAGACGCUCUUGAGCUGGACGAGGAAGAUAUCAAAGCUGAGACUGAUGAGAACGGCUCGGGCGCUAUUGUGCGCAAGCUCUUCCGUGACGAGCAGCAAGAUCGUGUCAACGAUUUGAUCCUCGAGGAGUACGCCGAGCAGUUGGAGAAGAACCUUAACCAGCGCAAGCGUGCUACUCUGGAAACGAUCCGUGCUGAGUUGCAGCAGCCGUACGAGGAGCUGCGUAAGCAGUUUGUCUUCCUCGGUACCGAGGACAUCUUCACCAUGCUCACAGGUGAGACGCCAGACUCCCUGAAGCCUGGUAUGGUGGUGCCCAUUGCCAUCAAGCGGGUGUUCGACGAUCACAUUGAUGCGAAGCUGGACUGUGGAGUCGAUGCGCUGGUCGCAGAGACCGAACUAGGUGUGCCUUACGAAGUUUCUGUGCGCAAUGUUUACUCACAGCAUCAGACCGUGCCUGCUAAGAUUCUAUUCCUGAACAAGAAGAGUUUUACUUGCAAUGUGUCUUUACGUGAGGACCAGAUCAGUCACCCAAUUCGACGAAAUGCGGACCAUGACUUUGAUGAUUGGGAUGAGAUUCAAGAGCGCAAGGAUCGAGAAUCACAGCAGGAGACGACCCAGCAGGGCGGCCAGGCGAUGCGUGUUAUCAAGCACCCGCUUUUCCGACCUUUCAACUCUACUCAAGCCGAAGAGUACCUGGGCUCCCGAAGCCGUGGCGAUGUGGUCAUCCGUCCGUCGUCUCGCGGUCCUGAUCACUUGGCAGUUACCUGGAAGGUGGCUCAUGGUGUCUAUCAGCAUAUUGAUGUUCUCGAACUGGACAAGGAGAAUGAAUUCUCGGUUGGUCGUGUGCUCAAGGUUGCAGGCAAAUACACCUACAGCGAUCUGGACGAUUUGAUUGUCAACCAUGUCAAGGCCAUGGCCAAGAAGGUUGAUGAGAUGAUGUUGAAUGAGAAGUAUCAAGAUGGCAGCAAGGCUGAGACUGACCAAUGGCUUGAGACCUACACCAAAGCCAACCCUCGUCGCUCUGCUUAUGCCUUCUGUGUCAACACAAAGUAUCCUGGUUAUUUCUUCCUGUGUUUCAAGGCAGGUGAACACUCUCGACUUCAAAAUUGGCCAGUGAAGGUGAUCCCUCAAGGCUUUGAGCUCCAGAAGAAUCCUUAUCCGGAUAUGCAAGCCCUGUGCAAUGGCUUCAAGUUGAUGUUCAGCAACAUGCAACCCGGCCGCCGCUAA
Molecule: messenger RNA, 4233 nt
Organism: Penicillium malachiteum
Lineage: Eukaryota; Fungi; Ascomycota; Eurotiomycetes; Eurotiales; Aspergillaceae
Gene: spt6
Product: chromatin-remodeling histone chaperone SPT6
Exons: 4
Coding region: 1-4233 (1410 amino acids)
Biological process (GO): transcription elongation by RNA polymerase II; nucleosome organization; mRNA transcription by RNA polymerase II
Cellular component (GO): transcription elongation factor complex
Molecular function (GO): nucleosome binding; DNA binding; histone binding
Source: RefSeq, a predicted model, not a curated record